Molecule: messenger RNA, 3063 nt
Organism: Tyto alba (common barn owl)
Lineage: Eukaryota; Metazoa; Chordata; Aves; Strigiformes; Tytonidae
Gene: RCAN3
Product: RCAN family member 3
Exons: 6
Coding region: 338-1090 (250 amino acids)
Biological process (GO): calcium-mediated signaling
Cellular component (GO): nucleus; cytoplasm
Molecular function (GO): nucleic acid binding; calcium-dependent protein serine/threonine phosphatase regulator activity
Source: RefSeq, a predicted model, not a curated record
CUCCCUCAGGCGCUGCGGAGGCGCGAGGGCGCGCGCGCAGGCGCGUUCCCGCCGCUCUCGCUCCCGCUUCCGCAGCCGCUCGCUCCGCACGGCGACCGGCGGGGAGUGCGCGCUCCCGGCGCGGUGCCCCUAUCUCCGCCGCUGCCGAGGGCGUCCCCGCACAGGAGGAUUCGGUGAGCGCCUCCGCCGCCGGCAAGCUGUUGCUUCCACCGUCCCCUGAGCCGUCCCUUCGCCGGGAGUCCCGUCCUGAGUACUAACAGAAUGAAGAGAGGAGUACUACUGCAGGCACAGUACCCCUACUAGAAACUGGAACACAGAGGAGAGUUGCUUUGCGUGAAUGAUGCUCAGAGAUACUAUGAAGUCCUGGAGUGACAGCCAGUCAGACCUCUACAGCAGUGACCAAGAAGAGGAAGAACAGAUGAUUUUUGGAGAAAAUGAAGAUGAUUUGGAAGAGAUGAUGGAUUUAAGUGACUUGCCUACCUCACUCUUUGCUUGCAGUGUUCAUGAAGCUGUGUUUGAGGUACAGGAAGAAAAGGAAAGAUUUGAAGCACUUUUCACAGUCUACGAUAAUCAAGUUACAUUCCAGCUGUUUAAAAGCUUCAGAAGAGUAAGGAUAAACUUCAGCAAUCCAGAGGCAGCAGCAAGAGCACGGAUAGAACUGCAUGAAACAGACUUCAGCGGAAAAAAGCUGAAGCUGUACUUUGCACAGGUACAGGUAUCCAGUGAAAUAGGUGACAAGUCCUACCUCCUUCCUCCACAACCUGUUAAACAGUUCCUGAUCUCACCACCUGCAUCUCCACCAGUUGGGUGGAAACAGAGUGAAGAUGCAACUCCCCUGAUAAAUUAUGACUUGCUUUGUGCUGUCUCCAAGUUGGGACCAGGGGAAAAGUAUGAGCUUCACGCAGGAACAGAAUCAACUCCUAGUGUAGUUGUCCAUGUCUGUGAAAGUGAGACAGAAGAGGAAGAUGAAAUAAAAAAUCCCAAACAGAAGAUCAUGCAGACAAGGCGUCCAGAACCACCUGCAACAAUACUGAAUGAAUCUAAGGCAUUUGAUUGUACGCUGGAGGUAGGGGGUACUAUGCACUGUUAAAUUGUGUGAUGCUCAAGAUGGUAUCAAAAAUCAGACACUUAAUGAGUACGUGUGUUGAUGUCUGUACUGCUGCUAUAUGUUAUGUAUAGCGACAACAGAUUUUACUUGUAGUUGUCUCUCAUGUUCAAGAUUCUGGAUGCCAAUGCUCUGAAAAGCACUUUAAUUUUAGGGACUAGUCCCCCAAGUGUAGCAAAUCCACCUGACUUGAAAUAGUGAAAAAUAGGAAGUCUGGUUGUGGUUUUGUUUUGGUUUGAUCUUUUUUUUAAGAUGUUACCCUUUCCUUUAUAUUGUACAGUGUGAUGUACCGAGUGCUGAAAUAAUAUCUUUCUUACUGUCACGAUUGGAUUUGAGAAGGUUUGUUGUAUAGCAAUUAAAAGCCGACCUGUACUGGUACAACAGCUUCCAGUUAAUAUAGCGUUAAAUGCAAGUGAAACGUACUCUUUAUGCUAAAAUUCCUCCCAGCUAGUAAUCUUCUGAGGUGAAGAUUAAUCUUUGCUUUUCUCAGAAAUGCCAAGUAUGUGUUUUUAAUUUGACAUGAGGCACAAAUACACGUAUGGAACUAAAUUCAAGUAGUUUUGCUAACUACACAAAGACUAGAGGAGGAAGAACCACAGACGGCUGAGCAGACAGACUCCGAGUCUGUCGCGAACGCUGCUGCUGCUGUGUGUGACAGUACACGGAUAGGUACGAUGGUUUGCACUGACAUGUAGUGAGGAGAGAAUUACAAUGUGUAAAGUAAAAUAUGGAUUCAGCUAUUGAAUGUGUUGUCUCUGAUCCUCUCUGAAAAUGUGGUAACGUUUGUUCCUCUGUAGUCCUAGCAAUGGCCUCCAUUUAAAAAUAAAUUCAGUGACUGUUACGUUAUGACUAAGUUAUGUUAGGAGAUAAAACAUCUAGGGUUAAUUUUUGACUUGUGAUCCUAAACUUCUCCAGUCUGUUUCAUAUUUUUAAGACACUCAGUUGCCUGGCUUAGCCAGUUUUUAUGCAGAUUCAGCCCUUGUUUGCUGUUUUUCAUCAAGACUUUUUCUGUGUGGCAUCCGGUCUGUCUGAUAGAGCAUCUGCUACUUUUGAGACCAGGAUGCAUCUUUCAAAAUACAGAUCUUUAAUUUUGUGAUCUUGUGUUAAUUGUUUUAGUAGAAGGAAAAUAUGCCUCGGUAUAAUGACACAUGCUCCUAUGCUUUUAUGCUAUUUUAUAACCAACUUUUUUUAGUCUAGACAGAUUCUUCUUUUUUCUAUUUAAAGGAAUAAAAUUAUUUGUGAACAAACCAGGCUGCUGAUGUUCAUAUAUAUGAAUCAUUCAGACAUUGGCCUUUUUCAAAUUCAUUUUAGUGUGUUUCAGUUCUACAUGAUGUGCUUACUUAAUUUUCUAAAGUGUUUUCACUUGAUUGACAGCAGAGAGAAAAAAGUAAUGGUCAUGAAUUUGCAUGGGCAUGAUAGUUUUCGACUCCAUAUUGUGCCAGCUCAAGAUCCCUUCCUGCCACCAGCUUCAACUUGCAAAAUGGGAUCCUGCAGGCAGGUCCUUGUUCCAGAGGCAGGAGUAGUAUGUAUUACAACGGUAGGAAAAUGGGUUUUGCUCAUCUUGCCUCCACAGGCGUGAUAUUUAUGUAUCUCUUCAGGUAUUAAAAUCACUCAAAGUCCGACUUCUCUGUCUCACUGUUCCAUGUUAUUUAACAAAAAAAAAAAAAAAAAAGCCAACAAAAACUUGUGUUGUUCAUCAGGCUUGUGUAUUUUUAAAAUUCCACAAGUCCAUUUUGAAUUUUCUGUGGUGUUUAUAUUUUGUUAAUUGUUUGAUUUCUACCCCAUUGUAGAAGUUGCUGUAAGUAGGAAUAAGUGGAAAACCUUCAGAAACAGUUUUAUAAGGCAAAUCAAGCAAGUAAUGAUGUCAAUGUAUUUUGUGUAAAAUGUAUAACAACUUGCAUUCCAACAUCUUUCAUUGUGUAAAGACACUUAAAAUAAAAACAAUGCAGUGCCAUUCA